Messenger RNA from Miscanthus lutarioriparius, 1209 nucleotides. The record is from the annotation of a GenBank genome assembly. Lineage: Eukaryota; Viridiplantae; Streptophyta; Magnoliopsida; Poales; Poaceae.
AUGGCGGCCGCCGCCUCCGGCUCCGCCACCGGCGGCGGGGCCCGGCUCGUGGACCGCUGCAUCGACGCGGCAGCGCGCGGCCCCGCCACUGUGGAGGCCUGGCGCCGGCAGCGCCGCUCCCUGGAGCGCCUCCCGGUCCCGCUCGCCGACGCGCUGUUCCGCCGCCUCGCCGCGCGUCGCCUCCUCUUCCCCUCCCUCCUCGAGAUGUUUGGCCGGUCGGUGGAGGAGGUUGACCUGAGUGGAUUUCUAUCCGUGGAUUCUGAGUGGCUGGCGUACCUCGGCUCCUUCCGGUACCUGAGGGUCCUGAAGUUGGCGGACUGCAAGAACGUCGACAAUGACGCUGUCUGGUCACUCUCUGGAAUGAACACAUUAAAGGAGCUGGACUUGUCAAGGUGCAAAAAGAUCUCUGAUGCUGGCAUCAAACAUAUAGUGACCAUUGAAAGCUUGGAGAAGCUGCACUUAUCUGAGACUGAAUUGAUGGACAAUGGAGUGAUGCUCAUUUCUUCACUGACAAAUCUAAGUUUCCUUGAUCUGGGUGGAAUUCUCAUGACAGACAAAAGCCUACAGUCUUUACAGGUAUUGACAAGACUUGAGCAUCUUGAUAUAUGGGGUAGUGAAACUACAAAUGAGGGAGCUUCUGCUCUGAAAUCCUAUGCAAGGCUGAUAUUCUUGAAUCUUGCGUUGACACGUGUCAACCAUUUAUCAAUUCCUCCAACCACACGCUGUCUAAAUAUGAGCAACUGCGAAAUUCAUUCUAUUUGUGCUGAGGAUUCUGAAGUUCCUGUUCCUCUAGAAAACUUUAUUGUCUCUGCAGCUACAUUUGGCAAUAUUGAUAAAGUAUUUUCUAGCAUCCAAGCAAGCUCACUGACACAUUUGGACUUGUCUAGCUGCAAGUUAAGCAGCUUGUCUUUCUUGGAAAAGAUGAAAAAUCUAGAGCAUCUGGACCGUAGCUACAACAUAAUAACUGAUGGUGCAAUUGAACAUAUUGCGAAGCUUGGAACAAACUUGCAAUAUUUGAGCCUCAAGAAUACUGGAAUAACUUCACAGGCACUAUGUAUUCUGGCAGGGACAGUUCCAAACCUCACCUCACUGUCUUUAGCUAAUACAAAAAUUGAUGACUCUGCUCUAGCAUAUAUUGGCAUGAUACCGUUGCUGCGAACGAUAGAUUUAAGCCAGACAAGUAUCAAAGGUUGUGCUCUUGCUUACUAA